AUGGAUGCCAUAGUAAGUAUAAUAUGCAAAAGAACUGUUGUGAGCACCAAGCCAGUUCAACCAGGAAAGUACUUCCCUUUAUCUGUAUUGGAUCGUUACAUGGAGAACAAUCACAUUAGAAUGGUGUAUUAUUACAAAACUUCAGGGGAGGGAGAACUUGGAGAAUUAACCAAGAAAUUGCGAGAGAGCUUAUCAGAGAUGCUAAACCAUUUUCCCAUAGUGACUGGAAGGUUGGUAAGAGAUGAGAGAGAGCAUUGGAUGGUGAAGUGCAAUGAUGCUGGGGUUAGAAUGGUGGAGGCAAAAGCCAAAGGGAGUGUGGAAGGGUGGCUCAAAAGUGUGGACAGGGAAAAGGAACUCAUGCUUGUGUUUUGGGAGGGCAUGCUUCACAAGACUUAUUAUUGGUCCACUUUUUAUGUGCAGCUGACUGAAUUUGAAGAAGGAGGAUUAGCAAUAGGCCUAAGCUGCACUCAUCUCUUGGCAGAUCCAACUUGUGCAACCAGGUUCAUGAAGGCUUGGGCUGAGAUUUCAUUGGGCAAAAAAAUGAUUGUUCCUCCAACAUUUCACUCUCUACCAUCUAGAAGUCCAGGAAACAAAAGGCCCAACAACAACCCAUACAUGGAGUUAAUAAAUCACUAUAAAUCCUCAAUUGAGAAAUCCAUUUCAGUACUCAAAGAAGAAAGGUACACUACCAUUUCACUAGGCUUCUCAGACCACAUGGUUCAGGCUUGCAUUUCCAUGGCUCAAACCACUGGUCCAUCUAGCCGAACCCCAACACCAUUUGAGGCACUAUCAUCAUUAUUUUGGGUCACUUUGAGUAAGAUAAAGAGAUUGAGAAAUGGUCUUAUUGACAUGUCUAUUUGUUUGGAUGUGAGAAAAGCCUUAAGCUUAGAUCAUGGAUUCUUUGGGAAUUGCAUGUUAUACAAUAAGGUUCAUAUAGAAGGAAAUUUAGGAGAGAGCAACAAAUUUUCACAAGCUGCUAGUGCCAUAAGGGAUGUUAUGGCUAAAAUGGACACUGAAGGCAUAAUGGAUCUAAUUGAGUGGUUUGAAAAUAAUGGUGUAAAUUCACCUACAAUGAUGAAUGGUCAUGAUCUAGUCAUUGCUAGCUUAGAGGGUGUGGACCCUUAUUUAGCUGUGUUUCAUCAAGAUUGGUUGAAACCCCUUCGCGUUUCUUAUUACAUAAAGCCAGUUUUGGGAGAAGGACAGGUUUUGAUUCUCUCAGCACCACAUGAGGAGGGUCCCUUAGGCAGGGUGGCCAUGGUGACGCUUAAAGAAGAGGAGGCACUUAUGCUUUGUGAAGAUGAACUUAUUUUACAACUAUCUCCCACUAUCUUCAUGAAGGAUUAA
Messenger RNA from Lotus japonicus, 1344 nucleotides. Its product is annotated as protein ECERIFERUM 26-like. The transcript is spliced from 2 exons. Lineage: Eukaryota; Viridiplantae; Streptophyta; Magnoliopsida; Fabales; Fabaceae. The coding region runs from base 1 to 1344 and encodes 447 amino acids. The record is from RefSeq and is a predicted model, not a curated record. Gene Ontology annotation, molecular function: acyltransferase activity, transferring groups other than amino-acyl groups.